This is a messenger RNA of Caenorhabditis angaria, 614 nucleotides long. Lineage: Eukaryota; Metazoa; Nematoda; Chromadorea; Rhabditida; Rhabditidae. The record is from the annotation of a GenBank genome assembly.
AUGCUUCUGAAGGUCUUGUCACUUUUCCUAUGUCUUCAAUUGGUGGAUUCUUGUCGUUUGAGAUGUCGAAACCGAACCCAAUGUGAUGAUGGUUGGACCUAUUACAAAAGAAAUACAACUGGAUGGUGUAUGAAGAUGAUGAGAGCAGAAUCAGAAGAUUUGAACAAAACAAGCGCUGAAAAUGUUUGUAAAGCAUCCGGAGCGGUUUUAUCCUCAAUCGAUAAUAUGGACAUGUUUAAUGUGGUUUUGGGUUUGAGAGAAGGGCCAUUUGAUGGGUUCUUUUGGAUUGGUGCAGAAUUGAAGGCAGAUUGUGAAUGCGGAAAUAUGAAAUGUAUAUGGAAACCCGAAUGUGAAUUAGUAGGAUAUAUUUGGACUGAUGGAUUCAGUUUAACAACUCCUAUCAACUCACUUGAUUCAAUCGAAGAAAUUAACACAGAGAUCGAAAAUGGAUAUAUCUAUGUUGCCAGUUAUAUUGUUGUAUUUUGGAAUGGUAGUGAGUUUGAGAACCAAUUUACUACAUAAUUAUGUGAGAACUUAUGAAUUCAGGUGUUAGAACAAUGGCUUCUUUCAUGAUGACGAACCGGAUGCUUUGCGGAAAACAAUCUAAUUAUUGA